AUGCCUCGAGAGCCGCCUCCAUGGAGAGGUGCGCGCACUAUCAUCGAAGGGAAGAAGGCCGCUCUCGUGAGUGAAGAAGGUAUAGUCAUCGCAAAGACGGUCGGAAAUCUUCACGGUGGAGGUUACUUUGAUGAGGACCGACAUCCCAAAGGCGAAUGGAUCACAACCAGCGUCCUGAACCGCGGAACUCUCAUUUGGGACAGAGACCGUUUUCAUCCUCUCGAUCCUCUAACUCGAUCGAUGUAUGCGUACCAGUCUGAAGAAUCUUGCGAUGUUUCGAUUCCAGUACGACUAUUGGUCGGUUAUUCUGCGUACACGCUGGAUCCCGUUCUUGCGAGCGCGCCUAUCAGGGAUCUUAACGUAUACCCGGAUACCAAUGAUCUGUGUGGUUUGGAACUCGAAGUUCGUUCUGAAGGGACUCUUUGCCAAUCUGAGGUCAUUCUCCAUCAUGCUCUCACCGUACCCGGGAAUCUUCGCGCGGUGAAGCACCUUUUGAUUGAGGAGGACUGGGAGAAAGCGUUUGCCGAUGGAGACAUCACUGUCGAGCACGCGAAGGGUCUGGCUUUUGAGUCAGCUCGGUCCCUUCACGAUGGACAAACUCCGAUCGUCGUGGCUCGUAUUCAGCCACCAACAACCAUGCAAGUUCCUCAUCGAAUCUCACCCAAUCUCCAACAAUGCGUCGAUUCUGGCCGGCUCCAUGGGCCCAAAAAUCGCCGCUAUCACGAGAUACUUCCUUCCAUUUCGCAGCAUCACUACAUCAACUGUAAGCCUGCGACAUUUCUCUACCGCGCCCCUUACGUUUCCAAUAUGAGAUACCCCGCUAGGCUUUACUCGGAUCUGGCUGCUUUCGCCAAAGCUCAUACUAGAGACAAAUUCAACGCCACCGCCAUGCUCUUCGCUACUGAGCUCUGGGUCACUAUUUCUGAGAGCCCCACCAGACGUAGAGAGCCAUAUGCUAAAGAGCCAGUUCCUGAAGUUUCUCUGGCAGUCUUCCUGGUUUAUUUUGAACACUGGUUGAAGAUUCAUGAACAUCUUCAGUGUAUUGCUUUUGCUCACCCUUUCCGGAUCAUACAGCUCAUGUACACCAACGAUAUGCUGACAGAGGGUGGUAUUGCAUUUCUCGUUGAUGAGUCCGCUAUUGAUUCUGACCGAGUGCGCAAUCUUAUAUACGAGGCUGAGGUGAUUGAUCCUAACGUUAUUGUUGACGAACGUGUGGAUAUUUUCCCAUUCAUGGUCAAUGGUACCAAGAUGGUCCUCCCCCAAGACUACUCCGGCACGUUUCGUCUAUCUCCGACUGAACAGGCGUUGCUUGGGAUGCCCGAUCUACGAAUUCUGAGUCACCCAUCACUACCGACCACGGACGGCGUCGAGAUCGAAAUCGCCAUUCCCGAAGCUAUUGUCCAGAUCACCUUUUGCAACCCCAACACGAGCGACUUCCCCUACACGAACUACUUCUUCGAUACAACCAAGGAUGGUCCGACAUCUCUGUUCGGAAGCAGCCUGAAGUCCGGCACUAUUUGGACACACGAGUUUCAGAUGUAUACACGCCCGUCAGAUCUCCCGACUGAAGCAUACUUCAAAGAGAAUAUGUCUGACGCCUGGUCUCAACUUCUCAAUCGGCGCAUGGCCUGA
Messenger RNA from Fusarium mangiferae, 1632 nucleotides. RefSeq lists its product as uncharacterized. NCBI's taxonomy places the organism in Eukaryota, Fungi, Ascomycota, Sordariomycetes, Hypocreales, Nectriaceae. The coding region runs from base 1 to 1632 and encodes 543 amino acids. The transcript has a single exon. The record is from RefSeq and is a predicted model, not a curated record.